Molecule: messenger RNA, 183 nt
Organism: Ostertagia ostertagi
Lineage: Eukaryota; Metazoa; Nematoda; Chromadorea; Rhabditida; Trichostrongylidae
Source: the annotation of a GenBank genome assembly
AUGUCGCUUGACGUGACGCUGGAGAAUCUGAACACUACUUUGCAACAAGUGUCAGAUCUUCUAAAAACCGUCGAGAUAGCAAUUCUUAUCGUCGCAGUCGCCCUGUCAAUUUUAUUGAUCGGAAUGACAGCGAUUUGUUACUACUCGAAGUACAAAAAGUACAGUAGCCUUCGAUGUGAAUGA